GGAGAGAGAGAAGAAGAGGAGUAAGAGAGAGAGAGAAGCAGAAGAAGGAGGUGAAAUGAGUGCGAUAAUGGCCGACGACCAACAACACGUCCUCUGGAGAGAAAAUCGUGGCGACGAUGAUGACGAUAAGAUGAGUGAUUUCCCGCACAAUCUCAUAUCAUAUGUGAACAACAAUCAAUUCCUCUGCGAUCGCGGAAUCUUCAACAGAGGCUCUGUUUUCUCGACUCUACAACACCACCCCCCUUCCCAACCUUCUCCUUUCUCCAAGAUAAUCGAUUUGGAUUCCGAAACCCCAAUCGCUGCAAAUCAGGAACUUAUAGGGAAGAUAAAAUCAAUUAUGAAAUGGAUAGUAUUCUGCCCUGGACAAUUUCUAGUUCAGUUUUGGAAAGUCAUAGAAAUUGGGGGUAGGCGUUUACUUACAACUCAAGACCAACCUUUUGGUCUUUCCACAACCCAUGAAGGACUUUGUUCCUAUAGAUUGAUAUCACUGAAUUAUCAAUUUUAUGUGGAUGGGGAGAGUGAGGCAGACCUUGGCCUCCCUGGCCGUGUUUUUCGACAUCGAAGACCCGAGUCUAGCCCAAAUGUUCAGUAUUACUCUUGCAAAGAGUAUCCACAGCGCGAUCAUGAUGUGAUUAGCAAGGUUAGAAGAUCUUGGGCUUUGCCAGUGCUUGAAAGUUCUGGGCAGUGCUGUGUUGGUGUACUUGAGUUAGUAGCGGCUGCUGAACUUAAAUUUUAACCAAAAUAUCCCUUUAUUAAUUUAAUAGAUGGGAUCUACAAACGGGUUGAGGAAGUUGGUCUAAGAAGUUCAGAAACAUGUAAUCAUUUGUAUAAUAAGCAUAAGAAGUACGAGGAUGAAGCUCUUAAAGAUGCACUGGCUGAAAUCAAGAAGGUGCUGAUAGAGGUGUGUAAAAGUCAUGAUCUACCUUUGGCUCAGACUUGGGUCCCGUGUAGGCUUUGCAAUCCUGCAGUUGCCGGUGGUAGCUUCAAUGUAAGCUGCAGGGAACAUCUCAUGUUCAGAUUUGAUAUUGCCUGUUGUAGGGAUAAAGAUAAGCUUCCUUUCGUAGAUGUGUGUACUUUGCAUUCCUUAGGAAAGGGGCAGGGGGUUGUUGGAAAGGCAUUUUCGUCCCAUAAUUUGGUCUUCUGCAAAGAUAUUACUCAAUUUAGCAUAAUUGAGUACCCCUUGGUAUACUAUGCAUGCAAGUAUGGACUUACUGGCUGUUUUUCAAUUUGCUUGCGGAGUAGUUAUACUGGAGACAAUGUUUACGUGCUAGAAUUCUUUCUACGCCCAAGCAACACUGAAGGUGGUGAUCCCAAGAUCGCCUUGGUUCCAUUAUUGACAACAUUGAAGCAGCAUUUUCGAAGUUUUAAGGUUGCUUCUGGAGAAGAACUAGGGGAGGAGUUAUCUGUUGAAGUUAUUGAUUCUUCAAAAGAUGAUAAACUUGAUUCUUUUCAGAUACCCCAAAUUGCAAGAUCUCCAGAUAUGAUGAAGAAUGGAGGAGAGAUGGACUACUUGGAUUUAUCAGAUCAACAAUUAAUGGAAGAGGAUGUAAUAGACACUAGAAACAAUGUUGUUCUUAACACACAAAUAAACAACAUCAUUGUUACUUCCUCACAGCAAAAAUGCAUAACUAACUCGUCCCAGAGACAACAAAGAAAAGCAGGAAUUCCAAUUAGUUCUGAGGAUAUCCAGCAGCAUGUUGGAAUGAAACUUGACGAUGCUGCAGCAAGCCUUCACGAUAGCCAAUCGACAUUGAAGCGUGCUUGUAGUGAAUAUGGUAUCACCGGGUGGUCAUGUCGCAAGAGAAACAAGGAUAACCUCGCCCCUUCCAAUAAAUUUGUCCAAGGUGUUGCUCAGGAACAAAUCCAAGAAUCUAGUCAACCUCCAAUUUCCGAUCCACCUUGUAAGCAAGAUUUGGCUACUACUUACACAAAGGCACAUUCUAUGGCAACACAAGAUACAAGUAUUGUGACCAUAAAGGCAAAACAUGGAGAGAAUUUUAUUAAAUUUAAGUUCCCGGUGUUGUCGGGGAUGGUUGAGUUUCAACAAGAAGUGGCAAAGAGGCUGCACUUAGAGGAUGGAACUUACAGUGUCAAGUAUCAAGAUGAUGGCAAUAAUUGGAUUUUAAUAGCUUGCGACGAGGAACUCCGAGAUUAUAUUUCCAAAUCCAAAUCCUUGGGGAAGAAUAUAGUCACAAUGUCACUUGAGCCAAAUUACAAUAAAUUUGUUCAAGGUGUCGCUCAGGAACAAAUCCGAGAAUCUUGUCAACCUCCAAUUUCUGAUCCACCUCGUAAGCAAGGUUUGGCUACUACUUGCGCAAAGGUACAUUCUAUGGCAACACAAGAUAUUGUGACCAUAAAGGCAAAACAUGGAGAGAAUUUUAUUAAAUUUAAGCUCUCGGUGUUGUCGGGGAUGGUUGAGUUUCAACAAGAAGUGGCCAAGAGGCUUCAAUUAGAGGAUGGAACUUACAGUGUCAAGUAUCAAGAUGAUGGCAAUAAUUGGAUUUUAAUUGCUUGCGACGAGGAACUCCGAGAUUAUAUUUCUAAAUCCAAAUCAUUGGGGAAGAAUAUAGUCACAAUGUCACUUGAGCCAAAUUACGAUGAACUUGUCCAAGGUGUCUCUCAGGAACAAAUCCAAGAAUCUAGUCAACCUCCAAUUUUUGAUCCACCUCGUAAGCAAGAUUUGGCUACUACUUGCGCAAAGGUACAUUCUCUAGCAACACAAGAUACAAGUACUGUGACGAUAAAGGCAAAACAUGGAGAGAAUUUUAUUAAAUUUAAACUCCCGGUGUUGUCGGGUAUGGUUGAGUUUCAACAAGAAGUGGCAAAGAGGCUGCAAUUAGAGGAUGGAACUUACAGUGUCAAGUAUCAAGAUGAUGGCAAUAAUUGGAUUUUAAUAGCUUGCGACGAGGAACUCCGAGAUUAUAUUUCUAAAUCCAAAUCAUUGGGGAAGAAUAUAGUCACAAUGUCACUUGAGCCAAAUUGCGAUAAACUUGUCCAAGAUGCUGCUCAGGAACAAAUCCGAGAAUCUAGUCAACCACCAAUUUCUGAUCCACCUCGUAAGCAAGAUUUGGCUACUACUUGCGCAAUGGUACAUUCUCUGGCAACACAAGAUACAAGUACUGUGACGAUAAAGGCAAAACAUGGAGAGAAUUUUAUUAAAUUUAAGCUCCCGGUGUUGUCUGGUAUGGUUGAGUUUCAACAAGAAGUGGCAAAGAGGCUGCAAUUAGAGGAUGGAACUUACAGUGUCAAGUAUCAAGAUGAUGGCAAUAAUUGGAUUUUAAUAGCUUGCGACGAGGAACUCCAAGAUUAUAUUUCUAAAUCCAAAUCAUUGGGGAAGAAUAUAGUCACAAUGUCACUUGAGCCAAAUUACGAUAAACUUGUUCAAGAUGCUGCUCAGGAACAAAUCCGAGAAUCUAGUCAACCACCAAUUUCUGAUCCACCUCGUAAGCAAGAUUUGGCUACUACUUGCACAAAGGUACAUUCUCUGGCAACACAAGAUACAAGUACUGUGACGAUAAAGGCAAAACAUGGAGAGAAUUUUAUUAAAUUUAAGCUCCCGGUGUUGUCGGGUAUGGUUGAGUUUCAACAAGAAGUUGCAAAGAGGCUGCAAUUAGAGGAUGGAACUUACAGUGUCAAGUAUCAAGAUGAUGGCGAUAAUUGGAUUUUAAUAGCUUGCGAUGAGGAACUCCGAGAUUAUAUUUCUAAAUCCAAAUCAUUGGGGAAGAAUAUAGUCACAAUGUCACUUGAGCCAAAUUGCGACAUACUUGUCCAAGAUGCUGCUCAGGAACAAAUCCGAGAAUCUAGUCAGCCUCCAAUUUCUGAUCCACCUCGUAAGGAAGAUUUGGCUACUACUUGCGCAAAGGUACAUUCUAUGGCAACACAAGAUACAAGCAUUGUGACCAUAAAGGCCAAACAUGGAGAGAAUUUUAUUAAAUUUAAGCUCCCGGUGUUGUCGGGGAUGGUUGAGUUUCAACAAGAAGUGGCAAGGAGGCUGCACUUAGACGAUGGAACUUACAGUGUCAAGUAUCAAGAUGAUGGCAAUAAUUGGAUUUUAAUAGCUCGCGACGAGGAACUUCGAGAUUAUAUUUCUAAAUCCAAAUCAUUGGGGAAGAAUAUAGUCACAAUGUUGCUUCAGCCAAUUACUAGUUGUCCACCUUAAAUCCUUGUUGAAUAUCCAUCUAUCACUUUAUAUGCUUGUGGAAUUCGUGGUUUAUGAAUUUGUUGCUGGUCCAUUUAUUAAUGAAGUACAUUAAUUGUAGUUCUCAUCGAAUAUUAUAUGUUACAAUAUAAUUGCCUUAGCAUA
Camellia sinensis is the source of this 4303-nucleotide messenger RNA. Its product is annotated as protein NLP7-like. The record is from RefSeq and is a predicted model, not a curated record. NCBI's taxonomy places the organism in Eukaryota, Viridiplantae, Streptophyta, Magnoliopsida, Ericales, Theaceae. Gene Ontology annotation, molecular function: protein binding; DNA-binding transcription factor activity.